Molecule: messenger RNA, 2164 nt
Organism: Oryzias latipes (Japanese medaka)
Lineage: Eukaryota; Metazoa; Chordata; Actinopteri; Beloniformes; Adrianichthyidae
Gene: thnsl2
Product: threonine synthase-like 2
Biological process (GO): dephosphorylation; 2-oxobutyrate biosynthetic process
Molecular function (GO): pyridoxal phosphate binding
Source: RefSeq, a predicted model, not a curated record
AACAUUCAGCAUGAAUAGAGUUUAACGUCUGAAUACAAAGUGUAUGGGGGUCACAUGAUUGGGUGGAGUAUUAAAUGAGAACAUUUCUGCCUUGCAGAUUCUCAGCUGUAAAUGUGAUCAGUGUCUCGGCGUGUCGUUCCAAAGUUCAGAUGUUUCUGAUCUGCAGCUCAGCAGCAGAUUUCUGGAUCUACCUGCAUAAAACUUAGAGACAACAGAACCUGCAGCUGGUUGACGUACAUGCAUUCUGUAGGACAUGAGUUUGUGUGACUUACAAAGAAGUGCGUUUGCAGUUUUUGUGGGCAGACUGGUGUUAGCCUGAAGCUGGAGCAAACCUGCCUGAGCUCAACCAUGCAGUACUGCAGCACCCGGGGCGGGGUGGGGGGCUGGAGCUUCAGGGAUGUGUUGUUCUCCGGCUACGCUCCGGAUGGGGGCAUGUUCAUGCCGGAAACGCUACCGGUGCUGGACCCCGACGCGCUGAGGAGCUGGAGGGGGCUGUCCUACCCCAGAGUGGUGGUGGAGGUGGCGUCUCUGUUCAUCCCCCCUCAGCUCAUCCCCAGAGACGACCUGGGGGUCCUCGUGGAGGAGGCCCUCUCUGGUUUCUCUGUGCCUGAGGUGGUCCGGGUAGCUAGGCUGAAGGAUGGCCUGACCGUGUUGGAGCUUUUCCACGGAGAAACUCUGGCUUUUAAGGAUCUGGCCAUGAGCUGCACCGUCCACUUUCUCUCCUACUUCCUGAAGAAAGAGAGCCGCAGAGCUGUAGUUGUUGUAGGUACCUCCGGUGAUACUGGGGGCUCGGCCAUCCAGAGUGCCAAAGGCUUGCCUGGUUUGGAUGUGGUGGUGGUUUACCCUCGAGGACGUGUCACCCCGGUGCAGGAGAAGCACAUGACCACAUGCCUGGAGGAUAACGUGCACGUAUUUGCAGCCGAUGGCAGCUCUGACGACAUCGACCAGCCUUUGAGGCGCCUGUUUGCUGACCAGCAGCUGGUGCUGUCUCAUGGGUUAAUGAGCCUCAACUCGGUGAACUGGUCCAGAAUCCUAAUCCAGCUCGCACACUUCGUCUACGCUUACCUGGAGCUCAGUGAAGUGGAGCGGGCUGAGCCGGGGGCGGCUCUGCCAGAGCUGGAGGUCGUUGUUCCCACAGGAGGAGCAGGAAACAUCGCAGCUGCGUUCAUAGUGAAGCAGAUGGGGGUGCCUCUGAGGCUGGUUGCCAUGGUGAACGCCAACGACAUUGUGCACAGGACGGUAACCCGUGGCGAUUUCUCCAUGGCUGAUAAGGUCACGCAGACUUUGGCCACAGCCAUAGACAUCCAGGACCCGUACAACAUGGAGCGAGUGUUCUGGCUCCUGCUGGGCAGAGAUGGCGCCUCUGUCAAAGCCAUGAUGGAGGAGUUCCAGCGUUCACACCGCCACUCGCUGUCAGAGGAGCAGCGCAGACUGCUGUCGGACGUCCUGUCCACGGGGGCGGUGAGCGAUGAGGGCAUCCUGGAGACUAUGAGGAGGUGCUGGGAGGAGAACCUGUACCUCCUGUGUCCUCACACCGCUGUGGCGGUGUGGCAUCACUACCACUGUCCUCACAGCUGGGGGGUCAACAGGUGUUACGUUGCAACGGCAUCCCCAGCCAAGUUCCAGGCGGCGGUACAGAAGGCCGGCCUGCCCUUCAGCCCCCCCGCGGCGCUGCAGGCUUUGGACGGGCUGCCCACCCGCUGCCAGGAGCUGCGGCGCAGCGCCGACUGGAGCAAAGACUGGGAGGACAGACUCCGACGCCACAUCCAGGAUGUUUACGCUGCCAGGAAGAGCAGGUCGGCUCCGCCCCCCUGAACCCCCAGAAUGCCGUGUUGUCAGAAUAACAAACGUGGAACGGACUUAGACAGAUUUAACGAGUAGAGAAAAUCAAAGAAAUGAACAUUUGAUUUGUGAUUUGACCAUGAAGCUGGAUGUUAGAUCGGAAAACGCUCAGUGAUUGUCUGUCAGUGAUGAAGGUGGUCGGUUCACUCUGGUUCUGAUUGAAGCUGCUUUUACCUUCAGCAGACUUUACAGAAACACGAUGAAAUGGAGAAAAACUAGAGGAAGAACUGCAGAAAUGAUUAAACGCAAAGAAACGUGAGGGAGGGAAAAUCCGCUCUGACGGGUUGUGGAGCUGAAAUAAACCGAUUUGUGCUCAAACAAA